Messenger RNA from Dracunculus medinensis (Guinea worm), 1578 nucleotides. Lineage: Eukaryota; Metazoa; Nematoda; Chromadorea; Rhabditida; Dracunculidae. The record is from the annotation of a GenBank genome assembly.
AUGCCUUACUUAAUUAAUUCAGCUCGUCAACAACAAACGUGUGAAGUAUGUGUGAAAGUUUUAACGGAUGCGAUGAGUCAAAUUCCGAAAAACGAUCAAACAAAGGCAACAGUCAUUGAUGAAAAAAUAAGGGAACAUUGUGGAGGUCUUAGAGGCAAGGAAAAUAAAUUGUGUUUCUAUAUUGGAGCAUUACCAGAAUCAGCAACAUCAAUAAUGAAAGAUGUAACACAACCUCUUUCGAACUCAAUUCCUGUGGAGAAAGUUUGCGAAAAAUUAAAAGUGAAGGAUGCGCAGAUAUGUGAAUUGAAAUAUGAUAAGAAAAUCGAUUGGCGAACAAUUGACUUGAAAACAUUUCGUGUAAAGGAUUUGAAGAAGAUCUUAGAAGAUUGGGGAGAGAGUUGUAAGGGAUGCACUGAAAAAAGCGAAUAUGUAAGAAGGAUCGAAGAGUUAAAAUCAAAGUAUGUCAAAGAGGAACUAAUGGCAGGUGCGUUACCAAGGCGAAUAAUAAAAGAAACGCAACGUUUAAUGGCCGAUCCAGUUCCGGGAAUUUCAGCGACACCCGAUGAGCAUAACGCACGUUAUUUUCACGUGAUAAUUGCUGGUCCAGAGGGGAGUCCAUUUGCUGGUGGAAUUUUUAAAUUAGAACUUUUUUUACCAGAGGAAUAUCCAAUGGCAGCUCCAAAGGUUCGCUUUAUGACGAAAAUUUAUCAUCCAAAUAUCGAUAAACUCGGACGAAUUUGUUUGGACAUUCUUAAAGAUAAAUGGUCACCGGCGUUACAGAUUCGCACAGUUUUACUAUCAAUUCAAGCAUUAUUAUCAGCACCGAAUCCGGAAGAUCCUCUGGCCACUGAUGUUGCCGAACAGUGGAAAACUAAUGAAGCAGAAGCGAUACAAAUUGCGAAAGAAUGGACUCGGUUGUUAACAACUGGAAAAGCGAUGACUCUACAGUGGUUUGCUGUUGCUCUUAUAUUGUACAUUGAAGUCGGUCUUGUUUUUCUUUUAUUACUUCCAUGGAUUCGACCAUCAUUGUGGAAAAAAUUUUUCAAGAGUCGUUUGGUUUUGGCGUUCGCGAGAUUUGGAAAUGUAUAUUUUAUUUCAAUUCUUUGCGUUCUUCUUCUUCUUUUCGCCGAUGCAGUACGCGAAGUACGAAAGUAUGCCGGUGAAGCAGCUUUAGAAGCAUCUAUUAGACAUACAGCAGAUGCAGAAAAUGCCAUUCAUAUGCGUCUUUUCCGUGCUCAACGAAAUCUUUAUGUUUCAGGAUUCGCAUUACUUUUGUUCUUAGUAAUCAAAAGACUUUCGGCCUUGUUGUCUCGUUGCGCGCAAUUGGAAGUUGCUGCAGAGGCAGCUAUGAAACAAGCAGAAAGUGCUAGCAAAACAGCGAGAACACUUUUGAAUAAUGAUAGAGAAAAAGAAUUGGAACGACAGUUGGAAGAAAUUGGCAUUGAACUAAAAUCGGCACAAUGCGAUCGUGAUACAAUGAAAGAGCAAGCGGAAGGACUUCAGAGAGAAUAUGAUCGUGUUUGUGAACAGCUUGCAAAUCUUGAGAAGCAAUCGAGUGACGACAAGAAAACUGAUUAA